UACUACGGCGGCAGCCGCAUCACGGACCCGGAGCAGCUCAAGGACUUCGACAUCGUCGUGACGACCUACGCCGUCCUCGCGUCGGACUACGCGGGCAACACCAAGGAGGCCAAGGCCUGCAUCACGAGCGGCCGCCGCUGGACGCCGCCCCUCGAGCGCCUCGCGUGGUGGCGCGUCGUCCUCGACGAGUCCCACACGAUCAAGGGCGGCACGACGAAGCAGAGCCGCGCGUGCUGCGCGCUCGCGUCGCCGCGGCGCUGGGCCGUGACGGGCACGCCCGCGAACGGAUCCCUCGCGGACCUCGCGGGCCAGUUCAAGUUCGUCGGCGUCGACGCCUUGUCCGACCACGCG
Messenger RNA from Aureococcus anophagefferens, 351 nucleotides. RefSeq lists its product as hypothetical. Lineage: Eukaryota; Pelagophyceae; Pelagomonadales; Pelagomonadaceae. The annotation marks the transcript as partial. The record is from RefSeq and is a predicted model, not a curated record. Gene Ontology annotation, molecular function: ATP binding; ATP-dependent chromatin remodeler activity. The transcript has a single exon.